Molecule: messenger RNA, 2248 nt
Organism: Oreochromis aureus
Lineage: Eukaryota; Metazoa; Chordata; Actinopteri; Cichliformes; Cichlidae
Product: UDP-glucuronosyltransferase 2A2-like
Exons: 3
Coding region: 585-2165 (526 amino acids)
Molecular function (GO): UDP-glycosyltransferase activity
Source: RefSeq, a predicted model, not a curated record
AACAUAAAACCCUUUCUUUUAACAUGAAACAUUUUAAAAGGUCUUAUUGUUUUUACUCUUAAACUUUUUGACGUCUAAGUCAUCAUCGGCAAUGACCCCGACCCCGACACUAACCCUAUGAAAACAGAAUAUGUAAUAUUUAGUUAUUUCAAACUGUUUACUAAGGUUUUGACGAUUAGAGGAAAAACAACUAAACAUUCUUGCUGACAGAUAUCAAAAACGAGAAAGAGUUAGUGUGGAGGACCAGAAAUUUCAUACGUUUUGGGGUUGUACAUCUCUGUUCCUUUUAUUUCGUGGCGUCCCUUUAUUAUUGUUUUGACUAUGCUGCUGUAUGGAAAAUGCAGUGGGAAUGUAAAGGGAAAUGAGCAGUGACAGUUUUGCCUGGGUUGAUUGUGCGUUGAUCCAUUGGUAAUGCCUUAGGGCUCCAGUAGGGGGAUUCGUGCGUACCCUCUUUCACUCACUUCACAAACAAGUGAAAGCGAAAGCUGCGCGUCAGUGUUAUCAUUCAUCUAUCCUCAGUAUUUCCCCUGUUUAAGACUCAAUACAGACAAGUGAAAGCGAGAGCUGCGUACUCUCUUUCAGAGAUGUGCCAUCCAAACUUGGUGGCACUUGCAGUGCUGCUAUGCUCUACAUUGUUGGUAAAUGGAGGGAAAAUCUUAGUGUUCCCUGUGGAUGGAAGUCACUGGAUCAACAUGAAUAUCAUCAUCGCAGAGCUUCACUCCAGAGGUCAUGAAGUCACAGUGGUGCGGCCAAAUGACACCUGGUACAUCAAGUCAGAGUCCCCUCACUACAGGACCAUCACUAUAAAUUCCUCAGCCGGAAUUGAUGAUGAGCGCUUUGGGGCAUUUGUAAUGGAAACACUGACCAUGCGUCGACAAGGUGCUUCACUUUGGACUCGCUUCUCGAUGGAUUAUUUCCUGAUGACACAUUUUUAUCAAAUGCACGUGAAGGUGCUUGAGAUGGUUGAGGGAAUGUUUGAGGAUACCAAGCUGAUGCAGAGCCUCCAUGAUGCCAAAUAUGAUUUGGUUCUGACUGAUCCUUGGAUUGGUGCAGGUGUUCUUAUGGCUCACCGUUUGGGUCUUCCACUUGUCUUUAAUGUCAGAUGGACUAUUCAGGGUGAAGGCCAUUUUGCAAUUGCACCUUCCCCACUCUCAUACAUCCCUAUACCAGGGACAGAGCUGACUGACAAGAUGACUUUCAUUCAGCGUGUCCAGAAUAUGCUCUACUUUUUCUUCACAUGUUAUCAAAUUUGGUAUAUCACAGAACCAAACUACAAACCAUUUGUCCGUCGUCAUUUUGGCAGUGACGUACAUUACAUGGAGCUGUUUCAGUCAGCAGACAUCUGGCUGAUGAGAAAUGAUUUCACCUUUGAGUUCCCUCGACCCACAAUGCCAAACGUUGUCUACAUGUCAGGAUUUCAGUGCAAACCCUCCAAGCCCCUGUCUAAAGAGCUAGAGGACUUUGUGCAGAGCUCGGGUGAACAUGGUGUCAUUGUGAUGACACUGGGAACACUGGUAGAAGAACUUCCAGAGGACAUUGCUGAAGACAUUGCUGCUGCUUUUGCAGAACUUCCUCAGAAGGUGAUUUGGAGGCACAAAGGCAAAAGACCAUCCACCCUCGGUAAUAACACGCGAAUCUUGGACUGGUUGCCCCAAAAUGACCUCCUGGGUCACCCCAAGACCAGAGUGUUUGUGGCCCAUGGAGGCACCAAUGGGAUACAGGAGGCCAUUUACCACGGUGUGCCCCUGGUUGGCCUGCCACUUAUGUUUGACCAGGCUGAUAACUUCUUCAGGAUGAAAGCAAAAGGUGUGGCCAAAGUCCUUGAUAUUGCAACAGUGAACAAAGAAAACUUCUUGGAGGCGCUAAAGGAGGUGCUCUACCAACCAUCCUACAGGGAGAAGAUGAAGGAGCUGUCCAGCAUCCAAAGAGAUCAGCCUAUGAAACCGCUGGACCGAGCCAUGUUCUGGAUCGAGUUUGUCAUGCGGCACAAAGGAGCGGCGCACUUAAGGACGGAGUCUUACAAGAUGUCCAGGAUCCAGUACUACUCGAUCGAUGUGGCAGCUUUUCUGCUGGCAGUUAUUUUGCUAGUAUUUACCAUUUUUGUUUCAGCAUUCAGGUUUCUGUUGCAUAAGUUAUUUUACAGAAACAAAGUCAAAAAGGAAUGAUGAUUGUGUUACAACAUUUGUAACCACUUACUUCUGUAUUUAGUUUCUGAAAAUGAGCUCAAUAUAAAUGUUUUUUGAAUUUU